UGGCAGUGAGCUGGAGCGAGAUGAAAACAGCACGGAAACGCUUGACAAAGAACAGUGUUCGGGCUAUGCUAGCAGCAGAGGAGACUGUGCUGGGGGAUACAGAAAGGCCACGGAGGAACAGAGAUGAGCAAGGCAGAUCUGCUGCCGGAUGGCUGCGGGAGCCCUCGCAGCCCAGGCAGGAGCUCGGCGGGCUGGAAGCGCUGCAGACGGCCGGGCAGCUCUGAUCCUUCUCCCACGAUGAUGGAGAACAAAGUGUUCCUGUCAUUUGCGUUCUACAGCACGAUCCUGAUUGUAAAAAUGUACGUUGUUGCCAUCAUUACGGGGCAAGUGAGACUCAGAAAGAAGGCAUUCGCCAAUCCCGAGGACGCGCUGCGCAACGGGGGGCUGCAGUACUACCGCCAGGACCCCGACGUGGAGCGCUGCCGCAGGGCGCACCGCAAUGACAUGGAGAACAUCUUCCCCUUCCUCUUCCUCGGGGCCAUCUACUCCCUGCUGGAGCCCAGCCCCGCAGUAGCCAGGCUCCACUUCUUCGUCUUCUGCGCGGGGCGCAUGGUGCACACCGUGGCUUACCUCCUGCGGCUCAAGGCGCCCACGCGCUCCGUGGCCUACAGCGUGGCGCAGCUGCCCUGCUUCUCCAUGGCUCUGCAGAUCCUCCUCGCCGCCGCCCCGUAUUGGUAACGCCCAACAAGACCGGCCACCCAAA
This is a messenger RNA of Cygnus atratus (black swan), 703 nucleotides long. RefSeq names its product prostaglandin E synthase (gene PTGES). The record is from RefSeq and is a predicted model, not a curated record. The transcript has 4 exons. Gene Ontology annotation, cellular component: membrane. NCBI's taxonomy places the organism in Eukaryota, Metazoa, Chordata, Aves, Anseriformes, Anatidae. The coding region runs from base 124 to 678 and encodes 184 amino acids. Gene Ontology annotation, biological process: prostaglandin biosynthetic process. Gene Ontology annotation, molecular function: prostaglandin-E synthase activity.